CUCUCACUCGAACUCAGUCACUCACUGUUUCCAAUUCCUUCUCUUUCACUCUAACCCUAAAAACUCCACUCAACUUUUCCUCCACCUCCACCGUCGCUCCGGCACUCCCACACCACGCCACCGCCGGUUGCUCCUCCAUCACAGACGAUUACGAACUCUCGAACUUGGUGCUGCGUUGCUGCUGGCUGCUGCUGCUCCUAAAAUCGAAAUUUUUGAUUUUGUUUAAGGUAUUUUCACUCUUUAUCCUAAAUUCUAAUAUUAAUCUUGUUCUAAUCUUUAAUCUUAGUGUUAAUCUUAAAUUCUUAAUCUUGUUGAUUUUCAAGUGGAAAUAAUUAGUGUUAAUAUUAAUCACACAUCCAAACCCGAAUAAUCUUCAACCUUCCAUUCGGGUUUCACGGAUUCUCCAACUUCUAGAUGAUUCACCUUCAAUGGAGGUCAAUUUAACUGAUUAUUGCAGCAAUUUUUUGAUUAGACUGUCAUUUGGUAUUUUGUUGCUUAUAUGUUGAAUUCAACCCAGAUAUUGCUUAUCGAGUAAUCAUGAAGUUGAAUGUUAUGUUUCUUUGAUUCAUUUUUUGAGUGUUUUCUAUGAUGUUGAUAAAAUUAGGGUUGUGUUUGAAAAUUUUAAAUUGGGUUGUUUGCAAUUUGUUAUGACUGUAAAUUUUGGAAAUUUUGAUUGCUGGAGUUGAUUGCUGGAGUUGCUGCCUUGCUGGAUUGAUUAGGAAAUUUUGGAAAUUCAUGUAAUUUUUUUUGAAUUUUUAAUGUGAUUUUUUCUUAAGAGUUCAAUUCUUAAUUGUGGUUUUUUAAUGUGUUUGUAAUUUGAUUUUUAAAUUUUUAAUUGUGGUUUUUUGAAUUUGAAGAGUUCAAUCAUGUCUAGUAGUGGGGCUAGUGUCUCUGAUUUGGUUUUCUUUGAUUUGGUUUGUAUGACUUAUUUUAAAUACUCAUGUUGUUUAUUUGGUACUUUUUUUGCAUUUUAUGUGUUUUUUAUGUUUUUAAAGUGUUUAUUUACAAAUAUCAAAUGAAAGAUCGUAAAAUUAUCUUUAAUUUGAUAUAUUUAUUAUAUUGCCAUUUUCGUGUCCCCGUGUCCGCCAUUUUUAAGUUGGCGUUUUCCCGUACUCGUGUCGUGUCCGUGUCCGUUUUAGUGCAACCUAGGGGAGAACGAGAAGGAAUGAGGGAGAAGGAGAACUGGAGAAGGGAUCGAGGGGAGGGAGAGCUUCAGAAUCAGAGGCUCAGAGCUUCUGUUUCAUAAAUGUUAUAAUAGUAACAUUUAAAAUUUUAAGUAAAAUGGAAAUUACGGGUUCCGGUCUACGGUUUACGGUUUUCACCAGAUCGGAAUUUAUUUCGGUUUUCCGGUCCGGUCUGGUCCGGGACCGGACUGGAAACCGUUUUUUUUGAUAAAAAAAACCGGACCAGACCAUUUAGACCGUAGACCAGACCAAAUAUUUAAAUUACGGUUUGGUCCGGUUUGGUUUACGGUUUAGACCAAACUCUGUUCAGCCCUACAUUCUAUUAUAGUAUUGAUAGUGACAUUUUUGCACAUAUUACAAAAGUAUGCAACAUGAAAUAUUUCAUGAGAUUUGAUUAGUUACUAAAUGACAAAGGAUUUAGGAUUUGCGAGAGUGAGUGAACAAACGGUUUAGAGAUUUCAUUAAAAUUUUUGAUUAUUUAAUUUGACAAGACUAAAUCCUAUCGGUGUGGUUUCUUUUACCCAAGAAGCUACUCAUUUGGAGCAACUAUUUCGUUCUUACUUUGCUCUUUUUACGGAUUAGUAUUGUUUUUUUUGGAAUGCAGACAAACUGUUUGAUGGUUUGUCUGAAUGAGAUAAAGAAUGUUUUGGGUGAAAAAGAUGAGAUUUUUGAUGUCCAAAUUGCGUUGCUUUUCUUCUGCAUCAUCAUCAUCAUCACUACCAUGGAUAUCUCCUUUGCAUUACCCAAAAACUAGUCCUACAAAGUUGGAUCCUCCACCAUUAGAACAAGAGCAAGAGCAAGAACCAAACAAGAAAACAAGGUUUAUUACUCAUGAACAAGCAAUAGAAAUGAUCAAGCAUGAGAAUGAUCCUCAACGAGCGUUGGAUGUAUUCAAUAAGGUUUCAGAGCAAAAGGGUUUUAAUCACAAUAAUGCUACUUAUGCAACUAUACUAAACAAGCUUGCUAUUGCUAGAAAAUUCAAAGGAGUUGAUGCCCUUUUGCAUCAAAUGAGAAAUGAACCCUGUAAAUUUUAUGAGGGUAUUUUUACAAAUCUUAUGAAGUAUUUUUCUAGGUGUGGUAUGCAUGACAAAGUGCUUGAAAUGUUUGAUUUAAUUAGGCCAUAUGUUGGGAUCCGACCCUCUCGUAAUGCUGUAAGCACUUGCCUUAAUCUCCUUGUCGAAUCGAACCAAAUGUGUUUGGCGCGAAAGUUUUUGGUGGAUGCCAAGAAAUAUCAUAAGUUGAACCCAAAUACAUGUAUUUUUAAUAUUUUAGUAAAGUACCAUUGCAAGCAUGGAGAUAUUGAAUCUGCCAUUGAAAUUGUGAAAGAGAUGAGGAAAGCAAGAGUGUCUUAUCCCAAUUUGAUCACCUAUACAACGCUGAUGGGUGGCCUAUGUCGGAUUGGAAGGCUUAAGGAAGCAGUCGACCUAUUUGAAGAGAUGAUUUCUAAGGAUAAAAUUGUUCCUGAUGCUUUCACUUACAAUAUCUUGAUUGGUGGUUUUUGCCAAGGUGGGAAGAUUGAUCAAGCAAAGAAGGUAAUGCAGUUUAUGAAGAAUAAUGGAUUCACCCCAAACGUGUUUAAUUACUCGACUCUUAUGAAUGGAUUUUGCAAGGAAGGGAAAAUAAAAGAAGCCAUGGAAGUAUUUGAGGAGAUGAAGGCCAUUGGUAUAAAACUUGAUGCUGUUGGCUAUACUACUUUGAUAAACUACUUCGGCAGGGCAGGGCGGCUUGAGGAAGCAAUGGAUUUGCUUAAAGAAAUGAAAGAAGAAGGAUGCAAACCUGAUACAAUAACUUACAAAGUCAUCAUUGAAACUUUAUCUAGGGAGAAAAAGUUCGACGAAGCUCUUCAAAUGCUUGAAAGGUUACCUUAUGAAGGUGUCUUCUUAGAUAAAGCUAGUUACAGAAUUACUCUGAAUUCCUUGUGCAGUUCUGGUGACUUAGAGAAAUCUGCCUGGCUAUUAAGUUUAAUGGUUGGUCGGGGUUUUGUUCCUCAUUAUGCAACUUCAAAUGAUAUAUUAGUUCAAUUGUGUGAGGCUGGAAGGGGAGCUGAUGCACUCUUAGCUUUGUCAGAGCUAUUGCCGAUGGGAUUUAAACCAGAGCCAACUUCAUGGAUGGUCAUGAUAGAGACAAUAUGUCGAGAGCGAAAGCUCUUGCCUUCUUUUAUACUGCUUGACAAGCUUGUUGAAGAGUUAAAAAGCUGAUUUAUUCUGAUUGUCUUUGGAUAUAGAAGCAGAUCCUUUGAGUUUCAAGGUCAAGCUGGGACUCUGUGAACAGCUCCUUCUCUGUGAGGAGGGCACACAAAAUUUUGUGAGAAGCUCAAGAACUCCUAUGUGAUCACAGGAAACAUGAACAGAAGCCACGACUACACUAAUGCCAUGAUUGAUACAAGGAACGUUCCGUGGUGAAGUAUUGAAUAUACACAAUAUAUAUAUAUAUAUAUAUAUAUAUAUAUAUAUAUAUAUAUAUAUAUAUAUAUAUAUAUAUAUAUAUAUAGGGGAGAGAUCCAUUGAGAAGGGGUUGAAAAUGAGAAGGGUAAGAAGGACUCUACACCUUUGAUUUCACUAAAAUAAUAAAAAUCUAUGGUCACGAUUGAGCCAAAAAAUCAUAAUUGUAAAAGUAACUAUGUUACACAGAAAUGUAA
Amaranthus tricolor (Joseph's coat) is the source of this 3822-nucleotide messenger RNA. Its product is annotated as pentatricopeptide repeat-containing protein At5g18475. The record is from RefSeq and is a predicted model, not a curated record. Lineage: Eukaryota; Viridiplantae; Streptophyta; Magnoliopsida; Caryophyllales; Amaranthaceae. The transcript is spliced from 2 exons. The coding region runs from base 1826 to 3382 and encodes 518 amino acids. Gene Ontology annotation, molecular function: protein binding.